Molecule: messenger RNA, 855 nt
Organism: Ceratotherium simum simum (southern white rhinoceros)
Lineage: Eukaryota; Metazoa; Chordata; Mammalia; Perissodactyla; Rhinocerotidae
Gene: RNF181
Product: ring finger protein 181
Biological process (GO): protein ubiquitination
Cellular component (GO): cytoplasm
Molecular function (GO): ubiquitin protein ligase activity
Source: RefSeq, a predicted model, not a curated record
UGAGGCCGCAGUCCAGCCGGUCCGAGGGCUGUGUCAGACAGUGCGGCUGCCAUGGCGUCCUAUUUCGAAGAACACGACUGCGAGCCGUUGGACCCCGAGCAGGAGGCUCGAACCAACAUGCUGCUGGAGCUUGCAAGGUCACUUUUCAAUAGGAUGGACUUUGAAGACUUGGGAUUGGUUGUAGACUGGGAUCACCACCUGCCUCCACCUGCUGCUAAGACUGUAGUUGAGAACCUCCCUAGGACAGUCAUCAGGGGCUCUCAGGCUGAGCUCAAGUGUCCCGUGUGUCUUUUGGAAUUUGAGGAGGAGGAGACUGCCAUUGAGAUGCCUUGCCAUCACCUCUUCCAUUCCAACUGCAUUCUGCCCUGGCUAAGCAAGACAAAUUCCUGCCCCCUGUGCCGCCAUGAACUGCCCACUGAUGAUGACACUUAUGAGGAGCACAGACGAGAUAAGGCUCGCAAGCAGCAGCAGAAGCACCGACUUGAGAACCUGCAUGGAGCCAUGUACACAUGAGAUGGCUGGGGCUGAGCACCCGUCCUCCACAACAUCUUCCUGUUGCACCUCAAUUCCUCAUUAAAGGUUUCUUUACCCACCCUGUGGCUGCGUUGCUCACAGGCCUAGGCAGGGGCUCUGCACUCUCUACUAGGUCCCUACUGCUAUUGAGGAAGGGGGUCCUGAACCACAGAAGGCAGCAGGCUGCAUAUCCCUCCCUGCCAAGCCUGCUGCCAUGAGGGCAGUGGAGCCCAAGUCAAGAACCUGGCCACUGGAUCAUCCAGGGCUUGGGCCUGUGUGUCUGUGGCUGGAAAGCAAAAUGUGUCAGGGUCUGGCAGCCAGUAGCUACUUAAAGAUGGUAAA